UAAGUAAGUGUAAAGUUAGAAAGUCAAACUAGGAGACCAAACUUCACCAUCCACCACCACCUUCUCUGUUCUCUCUUUGAAUGCUGAUGUUCAUAUUUCUUCUUUUUCUUCCUCUCUCUUCUUUCUUUCUCACCCUAAAACCCUAACUAACCACAAUUUCUCUCAGAAAUGGUGUUUCACCAUCGCAGAAAACUCAUGCCAGAAAUCUGCGAGUCCAUCUGCAAAGUGGAGAAGAAUUGUUCUUCAAACUGUGAGGAAUGCCUCAAACUCUGCAUCACCAACCCCCAAUACUACUAUUAUUCCCAACCACCGCCACCGAUUCCUCCUCUCCCCUUAGACGAUACAUCAGAUCAUGGAAAAAGCCACGCGCUCUCGCCCUACUUGGUCCUUGCUCUCUCCGUUAUCGGAGCUGCUUUCUUCGUUGUUAUUUGCUGUGCAAUCUUCGCGAGGAUCUUCAGAAGGAGGAGAAGAUCCUUAUCGCCACCGUUGAGUCUUCGAACACAGGAUAAUACGCGUGAUGAUUUCUUCGUUGAUGAGGAGCACGGUCCUGUGGUGGACCACCCGAUCUGGUACAUCCGUACACCCGGUCUUCAAGAAUCGAUUAUCAACGCAAUCGCUGUUUGUAGGUAUAAGAGAGGUGAGGGUUUGAUUGAAGGAACAGAGUGCUCUGUUUGUUUGAGCGAGUUUCAAGAAGAUGAGAGUGUUAGAUUAUUGCCAAAGUGUAACCACGCUUUUCAUUUGCCUUGUAUUGAUACAUGGCUUAGGUCACACACCAAUUGUCCUAUGUGUAGAGCUCCAAUUGUUUCCAACAACACUCUUAGGGUUCCAUCUAUGCAGCAUCAUAAUCAUAAUCUUAAUGUUCUUGAUUCAACUUCAAGUUCAGGUUCAAGUUCAGGUUCAGGUUCAGGUUCAGGUUCCUUGGAGAUGAGAUCUGUGGAAAAUAUUAACAAUGGAAGAAGCCUUAGAGGAAUGGAAAAUACUCAAAAUAUUGGCUUUGAAUUGAGGAACACGGAAGAGGAUGAAGAAGGAGAAGAACAAGGCCAAUUGGGAGGUGAAAGAGUACUAAGCAUGAUUAGGCCAAGGAGAUCUGUUUCUCUGGAUUCUUCUUCUGUUGCAGAUAUUGCUCUUGCUGCAUCUGCAUUUGUUCUAUCUGCGGAUUUGGAUUCCGAUUCGAAUAGAGUUCUUGGGGAUGAGACUGAGAGUGAACGAAUUGGUUCAAAGAGGGUUAAUGUUAAUGUUAAUGUUAAUGGAAAUGAGAAUGAGAAUGGGGCAAGUAGUUCAAAAGGGAGAGGAGGAGGGAGAGGGAGAAGCUCUUCUUUCAGGAUAAGGUAUCUGCAUAGUGUUGUUCCUAGUUCAAUGAAGAGGUCACGUUCCUUCAAUGGUAAAUACCUUGUGUCUUCUUUGUAUAGCCGCAGCCAAACUCAGAGGAAGCAAAAUGCUAAUAAUCUGAGAAGCUUUUAAAGAUGCAUGUAUGUUGCUCUCAACAAGCUGAGAGUUUCAAUGUUUUCCUUUUGUUAUUGAUGUUGGCAUCAAACAAGUUAUGUGAUGCUCAAUUGUGUAAUAGAGAGAAUCAAUAAGUUGCAAAUAAAGAUAUUUGCUUAA
Molecule: messenger RNA, 1602 nt
Organism: Arachis duranensis
Lineage: Eukaryota; Viridiplantae; Streptophyta; Magnoliopsida; Fabales; Fabaceae
Product: RING-H2 finger protein ATL52
Exons: 1
Coding region: 169-1461 (430 amino acids)
Biological process (GO): protein ubiquitination
Source: RefSeq, a predicted model, not a curated record